AUGGCGCUGGCGGCCCACGCGACGCGGGCGAUCCCGGUCGCGGAUCGACUUCGGUCGCGACCGGGGUCGACGCUCGCGUUUCUUAAUCACCGGCCGUCGUCCACGACGCGCGCGGCCGUCGCGAAGAACGACGCGCCGUCGCCGCUCGGGUUCUUCCCGAAAGGCGACGCGCUGCGGGGAUGGCGAUCCGCGUCCUCGCGCGCGCCCGGGCGACCCCCGAUCGCGCGCCCCGGCGUCGUCCGCGGCGUGCUCCUUCGAGCGAAAAAAGACGACCUCGAGCGCGAGCUGAACGACCACAGGCAGCAGCUCGACGUCGCGCGCAAGGAGCUCGAGGACGCGCGCGGACAAGCUGAACGCGUGCACGGCCUGGAAGAGCGCGCGAGGAACGCGGAGAGCGAGCGCGACAAGCUCGGGGACGAGCUCCGAGGCGCGAGGGAUGAACUGCACAACGCGCGAGAGGAGCUGGACAGGGCGAGGAAAGACGUGCAAGACGCGGAGGAGCUCUUCUACGCCGCCGCGGACGAGCGCGCGGCCAAGGUGAAAGAGCUCGUGGAGGAGAUCGACAAGUGGCAGGACGCCGCGCAGAAGGCGCAGCACUACGAGGGCGAACAACGCGCGGAGGCGGAGAGGGCGAGGAACGAGGUGAACGAGGCGAAUCGAAGAGUCGCCGAGGCGGAACGCGCGCGAGACGAGGCGUACGCCGCCGCGAACGACAACAACAACCGCGCGCAGGAGGAGGGUGGGCGAGUGCGCGAGCUCGAGGAGCGCGCGAACAGUCUUCAGAGACAAGUCGAGGAGAAGGACGCCCGAGUGAACGAGCUGAAGCGCGAGCUCGAUUUACAGCUGUCCACGCUCGAGGACGUGGACGGGUUGGUCCAGGCGGCGAAGAAAGAAGCCGAGGACGCGUGGAGACAAAUGCAGGAGAGCGAGGCGAAGUUCCAGGGCUCCACGUCCACGGCGGCAGACCUCGCGAAGCAGCUCGAGGACGCGCGCGCGAGGGGGAACGAGCGCGAGAACGAGCUCCAGGCGUUGCAAGGCCAAGUCGCCGAGCUGAGCGACGUCGUCUCGAAGAAGGAGUGGUACCUCGGCGAGAGGACCGCGGAGCUCGAGAGAGCGCGCGAGGAGCUCGAGCAGAACCACGGGUUAAACGCCGCGGCCGCGGAGAAGCUUCGGCAGCUCGCGGAGCGCGCAGAGACGGCGAGGGUCAGAGCGGAGGAAACCGACGCGGAACUCGAGCGGUUACGCACCGAGCUCGAGGUCGCGAAGCAGACCGCGCUCGGAGCGGAAGACGGCGCGAUGAACGCCGCGCGCGCCGCCGCGGACGCGCUCAAGGAGAGCAACGAGCGCGUCAACGAAGCGAGGGCGACGAUCGAGGAGAGGAACGCCGAGAUCGAGAAGAGGAAAGCCGAGAUUGAUGGACUGAGACAGGAAAUCGUCGACAUGAAGAACGAGCACGACAUGUUCAACUACGACGACGACCUUCGCGCCGCGCGCGAGCGCGUCAAGGAGGCGGAGACCGCGAAAGAACACAACGAGAUCGAGCUCGACCACCUCCGAAGCGAGUUCGACGACAUGAGGCAGACUACCGCGGCGGCGGCGGACGAGGCGAACGCGCGCGUGAGAAUCGCGGAGGAACGCGCCGAGCAACUCAAAAACGCGGUCGAAGCGAAAGAGCGCGAGGUCUCCCUCGUCAGGGAGGAGCUCAACGAAGCGCGAAGGGAAGGCAGCGUGAGAGCGGCGACAGCGGACGAGGCCAAGGCGCGGCUGUUCCGCGCGGAGGAGCGCGCCGAGACGGUCGCGGACGAGGCGCGGCAGAUCGCCAUCGCGGCGUCGGAGAAAAUCGAAAAAGCCAGAGACUUCGCGGACUCGACGCAGAGCGCGCACAGAGAGCUCAGACACGCCAAGGACCGCGUCAGGGAGACGGAGACGCAAGUCGCGGCGAUGAAAAACGUGUUCGAGGAGGCGCAGAAGGAGACGACGGCGGCGAGGAUCCAACUCGCGAAGACGCGCGUCGCGGCGGCGAACAACGCGAGAAUCGCCGCGGACGCGCAAGAAGCCGCCGCGGAGCGUUUCCGUCUCAGCGAAGCGAACGUCGUGAUGGCACAGAGCGCGCGCGAGCGCAUGUCCGCGCAGGUGAAGCGUCUGAGCCACGAGGCGGACCGCGCGCGGCGAUUGAACGACGACCAGUCUGUGUUUUCGCUCGAGGAGCAAAUCUCGCAGACGUUGACGCAACGCGACGCGCGCGCGGAGGAGAUCGAGUGGCUGCAAGGCGAGCUUCACCAGGCGCGGACGGCGUACGACGCCGCGGUGCACGAGCUCCACGGGAUCGUCCGCGAGGGCGACACGCGCGUCGCGGAUAAGAAACGCGACGCGGACGAAAAGGCGAAGAACAUGGCGGACCGUCGACACGGAUUGGAGGAGGCGCGCGCCGACGCGAGGGCGGCGGCGACGGCGGCGGACGAAGCCGCGCAGGCGGUGAUGCGCGCGGAGGAACGCGCCGCGGACGGCGCGCGCGAGGCGCACGCGGCGGGGCAGAACGCGGUCGAGAAGAUGGCCAUCUCCCUCGAGGCGGCGAAGAGCGCGUACGAAGUCGCGACGCAUCGCGAAAACGCGCUGCGAUCGGAGCUCAACGAAGCCGAGCGCGAAGCCGCGGAGAACCAAAACAGCGGCCAACGCGAGAGCCAUGAGCUCCGCGCGCGCAUCGACGAAGCUCGCCGCGCGGCGUCGUACGCGACCGAGCUCGAGGAGCAGUCCAGAAGCGCGGCGGAGCAGCUCGCGCACGCGAAGCGACGAUUCACGGAGGUGGACCAGAGCAUGUCGGAUCGCCGACCGGCGUCGCAGAAGGAAGCCGAGCUGCGAGCCGCGCGCGAGGAGAUCGAACGCUCUCGCAGAAUCGCGGAGGCUGCGAUCGCGAUCAAGGACGAGCGCAGGCUCGCGUCGAUCGCGACCGUCGAGGCGAAGUCGCGAGGAAGAGCCGCGGAGGAAGCCGCGAACAAGAUGCGCGACACGAUCGAGCGGAAAGAACGCGAACUCGUCGAAGUCAAGGCGGAGAUCGAGCAGGCCGUCGGCGAGUUUGAAUCCGCGACGCGCGAGUCCGAAGCCGCGAUGGAGGAAGAGCGCAGGCUCGCGAACGCGGGGUCGUUCGGCGGCGGCGGCGGCGGCGGACGAGUGAACGAGCUCCGCGCGACCGUGGAGGAGCGGGAUAAAGAGCUGAGCGUGAUGCGAGGGACGGUCGAGGAAGCGAAGCGCACCGCGGCGGCGGCGGCGGACCUCGUCGAUCGCCGACGCGCGGCGGCGUCCGACGCGGAGUUCGCGCUCGCUCGCUCGAAAGAGAGCGCCGCCAACGCGAACGCGAACGCGGGCGGCGGAUACGACGCGCCGUACGGCGGCACCGCGGGCGGCGAUAACUCGAGCCUGAGGGACGCGCAAGACGCGCUGCAGCGCGCGAAGGACGAGUACGACGCGAAGCAGGCCAAGUUUGACGCGGGGGUGCAAGGGUACCGGAAGGCGGACGCCGAGCUCCAGCGGUUGAAAGCGGAGGGGUACUCGAAAGACGACCCGGAGGCGGUGCGGUGGUUCCAAGAGCGCGAUAAAGCGGACGCGUUCCUGACGAAAGGCCAGGACAUCGUCAAGGACGCGAAGAGCGAGGUCGAGCGAUUGCAAGCGCUCGUGGACGCGAAAGAGCGCGAGUCGUCGCAGCCGUCGUCGUACGAUUCCGGGUACGGCGGCGGCGGCGGCGGCGGCGACGACGUCAUGCGCCUGGAGAUGGAGCUUCAAAUCGCGAAGACCGCGCACGACGAGGCAUCGAACAUCUACCACCACGCGGACCAGCGUUCGCGCGACAUCGCCGCGUCGUUGGAGAGCAAAGAGCGCGACCUCGAGCGGUUACGCCGAGAGCUGUCGGACGCGCAAGUCUCCGCGGCGGCUGACGUCGGCGGCGGAGGCACCGAGGAGCAGCGAAGAGCCGCCGCCGUCGCCGCGGUGGAGAUGCGCUUCCGCGCGAGGCAGGCGGAGGAGCGCGCGAACAAACUCCGCGGCGCGGUCGAGUCGCGACAGGAGGAAAUCAACUGGAUGCGAGGCGAGCACGAGGCGGCGCGGCGCGAGCUCGACGCGCUCUCCGUCGCGGCGCAGGACGCGGCGAGCCGAGAACGCGAGAUCGAACAGCGCGCGAACGACCUCGCGGAGGAGGCGAGGCGGGCGUCGUACGCGUCGCAGGACGCGGAGAGAAACGCGCAACAGUCGUACGACGUGGACGACCGCCUGCGGCGCGAGCUGGACGAAGCGAAGACGCGGUUCGACUACGCGACGCAAGAGGCGGAUCGCAAGCGCAACGACGCCGCGCGCGCGGCGGCGGAUCGCGACAAUAAAAUCGAAGCGCUCGAGUUUUCCCUCUCCCGCGUGGACAUGCCGCCGAUGGAGGCGCGGUACGCCGCGGAGGAUACCGCGACGGCGUCAUUCCGUUUGCGCCAGAUUGAAGACCGACUGAACAGGAUGGAGGCGAUGUCGGGGCAGACGAAGGGCAAGGACGUGAACACGAUCCGCGACGAGAUCGAGCAGUCGAGGCUGGGCGCGAUCAAGAGCGCCGCCGCCGUCGAGCGCGCGACGGAGUCUCUGAGAAAGGCCGAGGGGAUGACCGAGGCGGCGCGCGAGUUCAUGGAGAUCGCGUCCUCGAGAGCCGCUGACGCCGCGGAGGCGGCGGCGAAGUCGAGGCGCGCGGCCAUGGACGCCGCCGUCGACAGGGAGCGGACGCUGCGCGACGAACUCGCGGCGGCGGCGGCGGCGGUGCGCGAACGCAACGCGACGAUCGAGUCUCUCGAGAUCAACACCCUCGACCUCGAGACGCGCCUGAGAGAGACGACGACGGACGCGCGAAGCGCGCUCGCGAACGCGGAAGCGAUGGCGAAGAACAGCGAGCUCAUGUUCAACGCGACGCACGUCGAGACGACGGAGACGGUGAAGCGAUUGGAGGCGGCGUUGAACCGCGCGGAGAGAGAACUCCGCGCGAUGGAGCAGGCGAUGCUUCAGGAGCUGACGACGUCCGAGGUUGCGCUUCUGGAGACGAAGAUGACCGGGUCGGAGACGCAGGACAAGCUCGAGCAGCUCAGGAGAGAGCUUCAACACGAGCGCGAGCGCGCGAACACCGCGGCGGACGACGCGCGCGCGGCGUACGCGAAAGCCGCCGCCGCCGAGGCUGGGAACAUCGCGAACCGCGCCGCGCUCGGGGAGGACCACGACGAGGCGUUCGAGGCGCUGAAACAGAGAGAGAAGGAGCUCGUGGAGCAAAUCUCCGGUCUGGAGACGACGCUCGCGGCGGUGAUCGGCACGCGCGAGGGACUCGCCGACGGCGACGAGGGGUUCGACCCGGACGACGCGGAUCGCAUCGAGGAGGCGGCGGCGCGGAAGCUCAUGCUGCACAUCAAGUCGUUGCAGGCGCAGGUCAAGGAGGGCCGCGACGCGAUGGCGAUGCAAGAGACGAUCAUCGCGGAGCAGAUGAGGUUGAGGGAGGAGGCCGAGUUCGCGAAGUACGAGAAGGACGACGCGGAGAGAAAGGUGCAAGAGAUUGAAAACCUCGCGACGCAGCUCUGGUCGCAGCUCGAGAACGCCGGGAUCGACCCGGGCAGCCACCUGCGGUUCACGCCGAUCGAGCGGCAGCCGUACACGUCGCCGACGCCGCAGAUCGACCCGCAGAUGGAGGAGCUCACGAAGAAGCUGUUGCAGACGGACGACGACUUGGAGCAGCUCAUGGCGGAGAUUUUGGAGGAUACCAUGGAGGUGGAGAUGGCCGCGUCGAAAGAGGAGCUCGAGAAAGCAAAGGAGGAGAUCGAGCAUCUCAAGGGGGAGCUGAGGAGGUGGAAGUGAUGAGCAGUCUCGCUCACACUUCACGAGAAAUUAAGUUGGAGAAAAAUGAUAUUAUCUAAUG
Micromonas pusilla CCMP1545 is the source of this 5920-nucleotide messenger RNA. RefSeq lists its product as uncharacterized. The transcript is spliced from 2 exons. Bases 1 to 5859 code for a protein of 1952 amino acids. The record is from RefSeq and is a predicted model, not a curated record. Lineage: Eukaryota; Viridiplantae; Chlorophyta; Mamiellophyceae; Mamiellales; Mamiellaceae.